UAGAAAAUAUUCACUGUAUUUUAAGUACUCGUUAAUAUAAUAAGUUAAUUUCAUUCAUUAAAUUUUAAAUUAAAAAAAAAUGAGUGGUGCCCUUUUAUUUAGACGACACAGUUUUAGAAAUAUCUCGAUUAAGAGGUUUUUAUCCAGGUCUUUAAUAAGGGAAAAAGCUUUUGCAUUAAAAAAAGAUGAGUUUGAAAGUAGACACAUAGGCCCUAGGGAUCGGGACAUAAUCAGCAUGUUGGACUUCUUGGGAUACAAGAGUUUAGAUCAUCUAACAGAUGCUGCUGUUCCAAAAAAUAUCCGACUUACAAAACCUUUGGAAAUCGAAGAACCCACAGGGGAAUAUGAUUUAAUUAAAAGGAUCCGUACUAUUGCGGAAAAGAAUCAAAUAUGGAGGUCGUACAUUGGUAUGGGGUACCACAAUUGUUGUGUACCUCAUACGAUAAUGAGGAACAUUUUCGAAAAUCCUGGGUGGACUACUAAUUACACCCCUUAUCAACCGGAAGUAGCACAAGGACGUUUGGAAGGGUUACUUAAUUAUCAAACUAUGAUAUCUGAAUUGACUGGAUUGGAGGUUGCCAAUGCGUCGUUGCUAGACGAAGGUACCGCAGCUGCAGAAGCAUUAUCUCUUUGCUAUCGCCACACUAAGAGAAGAAAACUUUUCGUAUCCAAGAAACUCCACCCUCAGACAAUAUCAGUUAUAGAAACCCGUUUAACUUCCCUAGGAUUGGACGUUGAGACUGUAGACGUUUUCGAUACUGACUUCUCAAAUCAUGACGUAGCUGGAGUGAUGAUCCAAUACCCUGACACUGAAGGAAAUGUGUUGGACUUCAGUUCCGUUUCAGAACAGGCCCAUUCUCACGGUACUUUGGUCUGUUGUGCAACAGACUUACUAAGUCUGACAUUACUAAGACCACCUUCUGAAUUUGGAGCUGACAUAGCCAUUGGAACGUCUCAAAGAUUCGGUGUACCAUUAGGUUAUGGUGGACCACACGCUGGAUUUUUCUCUUGCAAUCAAUCGCUGGUAAGACUGAUGCCGGGAAGAAUGAUAGGCGUUACAAGGGACGCCUCUGGAAGGGACGCUUAUCGUUUAGCUUUACAAACAAGGGAGCAACAUAUCAGAAGAGACAAAGCCACAAGUAACAUCUGCACUGCUCAGGCACUUCUAGCAAAUAUGGCGGCCAUGUUCGCAGUUUAUCAUGGUCCACAGGGACUUAAAGACAUUGCUUCCAAUGUCCACAAUAAUACGCUUGUUCUGAACCACGGUCUUAAAAAAGAUGGUCACGAGACACAGAAAAGUACGUUCUUCGAUACACUAAGGAUCGAGCCAAAAAUAAGCGUCGACGAGAUAAGGAGUAGAGCAAUGGAAAAGAAAAUAAAUUUGAGAUACUACGAUGACGGGGCUGUGGGUGUCUCAUUGGAUGAGACUGUUACAGUCGAAGACGUAAACGACUUGUUUUAUUGUUUCGCGUCAGGCAACAACGUCGACGGUCUUGUCCAAAACGAAGAACCAGAGAUCAUGAAAGUGUCCAUAACAAAUUCACCAUUCAAAAGAACCUCGCCUUUCUUAACCCAUUCGGUUUUCAAUUCGCAUCAUUCCGAAACGAGGAUUGUUCGUUACAUGAAGACGUUAGAAAACAAGGACAUAUCGUUGGUUCAUUCCAUGAUACCUUUGGGCUCUUGUACCAUGAAGCUGAACUCUACAACCGAAAUGAUGCCAUGUUCGUUUCAGCAUUUUACAGAUAUUCAUCCAUUUUCACCGUUGGACCAGACCGAAGGAUAUCAGCAGUUGUUUGCGGAACUGGAAAAGGAUUUGUGUUCCGUAACGGGUUACGACAAGAUAAGUUUUCAGCCAAACAGUGGUGCUCAAGGAGAAUACGCAGGACUACGUGCUAUACAAUGCUAUCACGAAGCUCGGGGUGACAAGCACAGGGAUGUGUGUUUGAUUCCUGUAAGUGCCCACGGGACGAAUCCUGCUAGUGCCCAAAUGGCAGGAAUGCGGGUGGAGCCCGUCAAAAUUAGGCAAAAUGGAUCGGUGGAUGUUGACGAUUUAAUGGCAAAAGCGGAAAAAUUCCGAAAUCGCCUUUCAUGUCUUAUGAUAACAUAUCCCUCAACAAACGGCGUUUUUGAGGAGACCAUAGCGGACAUUUGUGAGGUCAUUCACAAAAACGGGGGGCAAGUCUAUUUGGAUGGGGCAAAUAUGAACGCACAAGUAGGAUUAUGCAGACCUGGCGAUUAUGGAAGCGAUGUAUCACACUUGAACCUGCACAAGACCUUUUGCAUUCCACAUGGUGGUGGUGGUCCAGGAAUGGGUCCUAUAGGGGUCAAAAAACAUCUGAUUCCGUUUCUCCCAGGUCAUCCUGUGGUCAAUCCUCAUUCGGCAGCAACCGCAGGUCCGGUUAGCGCCGCUCCGUUCGGUUCUUCGGCCAUCCUUCCUAUUAGUUGGGCAUAUAUUAAGAUGAUGGGUCCAAGGGGUCUUAAGAAAGCCACCCAAGUGGCAAUACUGAACGCAAAUUACAUGAGUGCUCGCUUGGAGUCGCAUUACACGACCCUAUUUAAAUGUUCGACUUCUAAACUUAUUGCCCACGAGUUUAUAAUCGAUUGUAGAGACUUUAAGAAGACAGCUAACAUUGAGGUAGCUGACAUAGCGAAAAGACUUAUGGAUUUCGGGUUUCAUGCACCGACGAUGUCUUGGCCGGUCCCAGGGACGUUGAUGAUUGAACCGACGGAAUCGGAGGACAAACAGGAACUCGAUAGGUUUUGUGAGGCUAUGAUCACGAUAAGGCAAGAAAUAAGAGACAUAGAAGAAGGCAGGCUGGAAAUUAGGAUGAAUCCUUUAAAAAUGGCACCACAUACGCAAGAACAAGUGGUUUGUAGUAACUGGGAGAGACCUUAUACUAGAGAGCAGGCCGCUUUUCCGGCCCCUUUUGUUAGACCUGAAACGAAAAUUUGGCCCAGUGUCGCUAGAAUUGAUGACAUUUAUGGAGAUAAACAUUUGGUGUGUACUUGCCCACCUGUUUUGCCUGAAUACAACUACUAAUUAAAUGAUAAAGAUGAACAAACAUUCGUCUCAUGUUAUACUGACUUUAAUAGAAAUAAAAUAUUUAGAUCAAAGCGGCAACAUUUUACAGUUGAAUAAUUUUUUAAAUUAUAUAUUUUAUUGAUUGUUACAUUUUGUGAGAUUUUAUUUUUCUUUUCUGAUACUAGAAAUAAUAAAAACAAACGUCAAGGUAAUUCAUACUGUAUACCUACCUAUAUGUACGGAUGUUGUGUACGAAAGGUUUAUAUGGUAUUUAGAAAUAAACAAACUUUAUCCAUA
Molecule: messenger RNA, 3319 nt
Organism: Agrilus planipennis (emerald ash borer)
Lineage: Eukaryota; Metazoa; Arthropoda; Insecta; Coleoptera; Buprestidae
Product: glycine dehydrogenase (decarboxylating), mitochondrial
Exons: 4
Coding region: 80-3040 (986 amino acids)
Biological process (GO): glycine decarboxylation via glycine cleavage system
Cellular component (GO): mitochondrion; glycine cleavage complex
Molecular function (GO): glycine binding; glycine dehydrogenase (decarboxylating) activity; pyridoxal phosphate binding
Source: RefSeq, a predicted model, not a curated record